AUGAGAGACAUUACAAACACCCCUCGUCUUAAUCAAAGUAAUCGAAUGCCUAAUAUCAUUGAUGAUUUCAACCAUCUGUCAAAAGAAAAUAAACAAAAUAAAUAUACGUUCACCAAUCUACCUAAAGCCAUCUACACUAAUGACACGGUCAUUGUGCCUGCUGCCGCCACUGCCGACACUGCCGAUGCUAGAGUAGACGAAAACAAUGCACUUUCUGGGAUCUUGAAAGAGAGCAGAAAUGCUCUUGAUCAAGUAAAGAUACAAAUACCAUCCUCUUCAAUCAGCCUUUCUUCAAAUACAAAGAGUAUUUUGGACAAUGCAUUAACGUAUAAUCUGAAGAACUCAAAUCUUGGUGACAAAGAAAACAUCAUUAAUAUAACCAGUGAUAGAAAUAAGAAGCGGAUCUUAUCCGAAGAAGCAAAUGUAGAUCCUGUUGAUGUGAAGUUACAAUCAACUCCACGAAGAAAACAACAGCAACAGUUAAAGGAACAAAUACAGCAAAAUGACAAACUACCUAGUGGUGAAGAACAAUCCACUGAUGACUCCGAAGACAAGCUAGCCUGUCAUGCCAAUAGAAUCCUUCAAAUGGCUGUUGAUUCCACAAUGCUAAGUUCUUUCAAUUCAACAUCACUACCACAUAUAACCCUUUACUACAGUGAUGAGGAGGAUGAAGGAUAUAUGCAUGAAAUUGAAAAUGAAAAUGACGAUAGUAUUUGCGGAAAGAACGGUGCUCGACGUAAAAAGAGAGCCGAGGGACUAAAAAGAAUUGAAAUCAAUGAAGAUGAUUUGAAAGCUGCAAUCAGUGGCUAA
Molecule: messenger RNA, 810 nt
Organism: Lodderomyces elongisporus
Lineage: Eukaryota; Fungi; Ascomycota; Pichiomycetes; Serinales; Debaryomycetaceae
Exons: 1
Coding region: 1-810 (269 amino acids)
Source: RefSeq, a predicted model, not a curated record